GCGCUUUGAGCCACCGCAUAUUUCCCUCCUCCGACUCCGACGCGCCCUUUUCGCCCCGCACAUUGCCCUAAUUCUCCCCCCCAGAUCCCUCCCCCUCGAUCUCCAAUCCUUCGACCGUUCUCCAUGGGAACGAUGAGUCGAGCUCUUGCGAUCUCUCUUCUCCUCACGAUCUUCUUGCUUCCCCUUGCAUUUGCGGCGUCGGCCGGUGGAUUGAUCCGGAUCGGGCUAAAGAAGAAGCCGAUCGAUGAAAACAAUCAGAUCGCUGCACGACUUGCGGCUGAUGAAGGGACAGGCCUACUUCCCGUGAAGUAUGGCCUUCAAAGUGGUCUCCAGGGCGAAGAGGAGACGGAUAUCAUAGCCCUGAAGAACUACAUGAAUGCUCAGUACUUUGGUGAGAUUGGCAUCGGUUCCCCGCCGCAGAAAUUUACGGUGAUAUUCGAUACCGGGAGCUCGAACUUGUGGGUUCCCUCGUCGAAAUGCUACUUCUCUAUUGCUUGCUUUUUCCAUGCCAAAUAUAAGUCCAGCCAAUCAAGCACCUACCGGAAGAACGGAACAACUGCAGCUAUACAGUAUGGAUCUGGAGCAAUUUCCGGUUAUUUUAGCCAGGAUCAUGUUACUGUUGGCGACCUAGUGGUCAAACAUCAGGAUUUUAUUGAAGCCACAAGGGAGCCUACUUUGACCUUCGUGGUGGCAAAAUUUGAUGGCAUUCUUGGGCUUGGAUUUCAAGAAAUAUCAGUCGGAGGCGCAGUCCCUGUUUGGGACAACAUGGUCAAGCAAGGGCUUAUCAAAGAACCUGUUUUCUCUUUCUGGUUUAAUAGAAAUGAAGAGGAUGGUGAGGGUGGUGAAAUUGUUUUUGGAGGUGUUGACCCUAGUCAUUAUAAGGGCAAGCAUACAUAUGUCCCAGUGACACAAAAAGGCUAUUGGCAGUUUGAAAUGGGAGAUGUCCUUAUUGAUGGCCAGACUACUGGAUUUUGCAAAGGGGGUUGUGCAGCCAUUGCAGAUUCCGGAACUUCAUUGAUAGCUGGUCCGACGACUGUAAUUACUGAGAUUAAUCAAAAAAUUGGAGCUUCUGGGGUCGUUAGCCAAGAGUGCAAAACAGUCGUUGCUGAAUAUGGGCAACAAAUUCUGGAAUUGUUGCUGGUGGAGACAAACAGAGCGAAAAUCUGUUCUAGGGCUGGUCUUUGUGCUUUUGAUGGAACCCACGGAGUCAGUAUUGGCAUUGAGAGUGUGGUAAAUGAUGAGGCUCCGAAAUCUGGUUUGAGUGCUGCUAUGUGCAAUGCUUGCGAGAUGGCUGUUGUAUGGAUGCAAAACCAGCUUAUGCAGAACCAGACUCAGGAUCACAUACUAAACUACGCAGAUGAGCUAUGCGAACGACUCCCUAACCGUAUGGGGGAGUCAUCUGUGGACUGUACCACCGUAAGCUCCAUGCCUGCUAUCUCCUUCACCAUAGGCGGCAAGACAUUUGACCUCAAGGCAGAAGAGUAUAUCCUUAAGGUUGGCGAGGGACCGUCGGCACAAUGCAUAAGCGGGUUCACAGCUUUGGACGUUCCCCCACCGCGUGGCCCUCUCUGGAUUUUGGGCGACGUCUUCAUGGGUGUCUACCACACCGUCUUCGACUACGGCAAAUUGAGAGUUGGCUUCGCAGAGGCAGCAUAAAGUGCGAGACACUCCGUAUGCUGUAUAAUGUCAUAGAAGUUCUGGUUUGCUAAUUACCUCUCACAUAAGGAAAGAAAUGUGGAGUCAAUACUUAAUGUACAUAUAUAAGCUGGACCAAAAUAUGCUUUUGUGUUAAAUCUGUGGCUAGCACUGUGAACUGUAAACUGUGUGAACAAUUUAUGGUGGUGUGUUUAUCGUAUUUUCAGUGCUUUUGCUUCGUGUUAGUUGGUG
Molecule: messenger RNA, 1887 nt
Organism: Ananas comosus (pineapple)
Lineage: Eukaryota; Viridiplantae; Streptophyta; Magnoliopsida; Poales; Bromeliaceae
Product: aspartic proteinase oryzasin-1-like
Exons: 14
Coding region: 124-1656 (510 amino acids)
Biological process (GO): proteolysis; lipid metabolic process
Molecular function (GO): aspartic-type endopeptidase activity
Source: RefSeq, a predicted model, not a curated record